AUGUUGCGAAUUUUGUAGGUUUCAGUGUGUGUUUUAUGCGGGGAACUCGAUUGAAAAGGUCAUUUGAAGGUACUUGACUAUUUUAAGAUGUUACUUCUCUUUUUUUUUUGGAUAAAUUAUGCAGAAAAUUCCGUAAUUAUCAUUUUCUUAUCCUUUUUAGCGGUAGAUCAAAGUUACGAUCUCUGGCCUUGUUUUUUUCUACGGUUUCGGGAAAAUUUCGUUUUUUUUAGCCAAGAAAAAUGUUACUAAAUUUUUAGAACUCGUUCAAAAGAUCAUUCAAAUCAAUUUUCCUUGAGUAAAAUUUCAACUUCGUUUGACUAUCAUUUUUAACUUCUAUUCGGAAAUUUUAACUUUCUAUAAAUUCUCUCCAGCUUUUCAUAUUUUUUCAAUUUUAAAUAACUUGGAAAUAAUCAAGAUCCCCUUCCCCUUAUCAGCUGAUUAACUUCUCGAUGCGGACCUUUUUUUGCCUGUCUGUUGAUGAUUUUCACUUUCUGUUGGUGUUUCGGUGGGGUUCCGCCACAGGAAGUCGGCUAUUCUUUGAACUUUCUAUUGUUUUCUUUUUUCAAAAGAUUUUUCCAUUUUUCCCUUCUUUCUAGCGAUAUGUUGCUUAAAAAAAUUUUAUUUUCAGCAGAAUAUUUAAAUAAUCUUUCUCAUUUGAUUGAGUUUUGCUUGGGAAUUUUGAAUAUCAGACUGAAAAGAAAGAACUUUUCAGUCUCGCCCAACUCCCGCAAGCCGUCAGCCAUGACUACAAACGAAUGGCCAACAUGAUCUCUUCUACAAUCCAAAGUCGCGUGGCGAAAAUCGUCUUCCGUCGACCUCCGCAGUUUCCGAACGCCGUCGCGCAACUCAUGGAAAACGGCGACCUUCGCAUCAAACUGUCCAAUGGUUUUCAGGGGAUUUUAUCAAGGAAAAUAUCUCUAUUUUAGCUGUAAUUGUUCGGAACGUCAAGUCGGGCGAAGUGGUGAACAUUUUAGAUGGACAGGCGAGCCGGAAAGAACCUGUCACUGGUUUUUAGUUGGUUCGAGUGAAAAAAAAAUUGGAAUUCUUCAGGACCAACACUGAGGAAAGUCGGGGAGGUCUACGAGUACCUGUAUCGCUUGGAACAGUGUUUGAGUGGCAUGGGGGAUCUGAAAUGCUUCCCGCACGUCUUUUCGGUUUUGACCCCGUAAGUUUUAGCGGGUGUGACGUCAAGAAUGAGAUCUUCCUUAUAAAAUUUGGAAUAAUGGAUGAAAUUGCUGUUUUAUUCAAUCUAUGGCUUUUUUUAAAUUUCGGACCUACUUUCGUCGUUAUAUCGUUCGCCAUGAUUUGAAAGUUUUGUCUGCGUCUCUCUGUUCCCUCACCGGUCCGAAAAAUAGCACGUCAACGAGGAGGGCCCAGAGAAAAACAGAGUUCACUAGAAGUGAAAUAGUUCUUUUGCCUAUUUCAACACUGUAGCUUUGCAUCGCCCCAGGAAGACUGGAUUUGCGAUAUCGCGUACAAGAAGCUUCAAUUUCAGUGAAGCCGCUCUUCAAGCGACGCCAGUCUCGGUGGCGCCUACAGCGUCAGCGACAUCGCGAGGUUCCCUCCAACGUCGUCCUUUCAACGCCGUUAAUUCCUCAUCCCAAUCGUCGUUUGUACGUUAUUUACUCCGCGAACGCGCCUUCAACUGUUUUUUUUUCCUUCCCCGUCCCCCUUCGGAGGCUUUGUUGAUGAGUCGGAGGAUAGUGUGAGAAUGAGACCUCCAUUCCCUUCGUUGUCGAGUUUCGAAAAGAAGAGAAAAAAAGAGUUGCAGAUGCCGCGAUCGGCCCCCGGCGCCUUCGAACGCCAAUUCUCCACGGCAACUGUCGCCUCGGCGGCUGAACAGGCCGAUGAGAACGCCGUGCCGUUCAAGUUCAAAUUGGUAUGGGAACGGAGAGUUUAUGAGGAGAUUAUGGCCCUUUUUGGAAGGAGGACUGGAUAGCUUGUUUCGAUGAGAAUCUCCCUUGUUGAAUAUGAUGUGGAUAUUAUAUGUGAGAACUGAGGAACGUUAUAGUGGUCACUAUAGGGCUCAGCUUGAGAUCACCUCAGUUACUUUUGCCUUUAAGAUUUGAUCUCAUCGGAAUUUUAUUGAUUUUUGGGAAAUUUUUUGGGAACGAAUUACUCCUGUGUUGAACUUAAGGUCACUUCAGGGACUACUUCAAGUUUUGUCAGAUGAUAACUUAGGGUAGAAACUGAGAUUCCUCUGAAGAACCACUUUGAAAACACUGAGUGGCCGCUUAAAGAGUUUUCUGAAGGAAACAUUUAAAAUUCGAAGAGUCAUGAUGAUAUUACCAUUUUAGAAAAAACAGGAAUGAAUAGUUUGUUUCGAUGAUAGUCUCCCUUUUUGGAUUUGAUGUGGGUAUGAUAUGUGAGAGCAUAUGUUUUUUACAACUGGUCACUCUAGGGUUGAUUUUAAGAUAACUAAUUCCUGAAGUUAACAUUAUUAUCUUGUUAAUUACGUUUUUUUCAUUUUGAUGGAAUUGAACUAGUUUUUUUUUUUUUAGAAACUUUCAAUAGUUGAAAGUCCCUAAAGAAACCACUUCAACUUGAAGUUUAAGAACUUUAUAAAGAUGAGCCUUUUUUUCGAUCUUAAAAGAAAAAAAGAAUAACUUGAUAUCAUUUUUGAUACUUUGGCGAAAACUGGAGUGGUAACUUUAGUGUAUGUGUUGUUGAAUUUAUUACCACGAAUGCGUUUUCAUCCCUAAAGUUGUCACUUACAAAACGGUUUGCCUAAUUUUUACUCAAGAUGAUUCAACUUGAGUGUCCUUAGGAUAUCAAACAAGAUAUUUAUUUAGCUCCUUAUUAUGUUCAAAACAGGGUGCUCAGAAACAAUUUCAUCAAAGAAUGAUUUUUUUCUUUCUGAACUGUCCUGGUUUCAGGACAAAAACAAUCGGACGAUUGCGAUAAUUUGGAACGAUGGUCGAAAGUUGCGGCAGUCGACGAUGAACGAGAGAGAGUUUAUCUUUUCGGAUGCCGUUCGAAGGAAAGAAAUUAGGUACUGGGGUGCCAAAUUGAAUUUGUUACGGUAGAUACUCGCUCUCUUAAGUAAAUCAUUAGUGUUCUCAUCUUUAUAAGUUUUUUUUUCAACUGGAGGGUCCUUUAAACAGGUGAGCAAAAGGGGCUCACAAAGAAGAUCAUUUCAGUUUCGAAAACUCUCUAUCCCUAACCGUCAUCGAAACACCAAUUGUUGAAAAGAUGAUUUAUCAAUGUUGCAAGCUGAUAUUUUCAGACCUCAUUUCAUGUUAAAAGCUAGGCAAAAAAUCAUAUCUUCGAAAAAAAAAAAAUGCGCACAAUUUUCAUUUGCACCUUUACAGAGUGUUUGAGAACUUUUUUAUAGAACUCUAAAUUUAGUAUUAAAUUCAUCGCCUUGUAAGAAAGUCUCUAAAAAAAAUGGACUAAAUACAGACAUUUUUGAGAAAGAACUGGAAAAAUUUUUAGUGGCCACUUAAGGGUUUAAAAGUUAGUGGCCACUAUUGAGGUCUAAGUGCUACUACUAGACCACUAAAAAUUUUAGUGACCACUUUAGGGGUCAAUGGAUCAACAUAACUGGUCCAAUCUGUUUUGUUUUAAAAUUAUCAGAGUUACUGGAAAUAAUACUGGGUGAAAAACUAGUGAAGUGAUCACUAAAAAGAGAACCUCUAUAGUGGCCACUAGGACGGAAAGUAGUGGCCACUAUAGAGGUGGGUUUAGUGGUCACUUUAGUGCUCUCUCCUAGUAGUCCUUGGCGAGCCUCUAUAGUGGCCACUAAAAACUUUCCCAGAAGGUCGGAAAAAUCUCUCAGAAGAUUUGGACUCAAAAAAAAUGUUUUGUUCAUUUUGGGAUCUUCGAAAGACCUUGGAAAGGUUUUUUGACUUUCAAAAAAAUUAUCACUACAUAAAAUAGCUAGUAUUUUCAUUAUUGCAAUUACAGAUUUGAAAGAAUUUUACUACAGUAAAAGUUGUUUCAUUUUUGGAUUUAUAGGUUCAAUACGGCUCGCGACAAUAUUCCGGACACGGCGCGACAACUGUUAGACGUGUUGACGCCCGAACUCAGCCCGCUUGUCUAGAAGAACAGAGAGAUUCUAUCAGAUAUUGCCCUCUCCUCGCGUUUUUCUUGCUCACCCUGCUCCUCUCCUCCUACCUCAUACGGAUAAUAAUAUUAACACAUUCCAUACGCGCUCCCCCCACUUCCUCACCAAAUGUCCCUCUGUCAUUCCGUUUGCCGUUUGUAUAAACUCAUUUUCAACCUUUUUACUCGAUUUUCCCUGUUUUUUAGAAGGUUUCACCUUGUAAUCUCUUCUUUUAUAGUUCAUAUAUUGUUUAUUUUAUUCGCAAUGGUUUAGAAAGUUCUUUAGAACUCCAGAGUGGUCCCUAUAGGGAUAAAGACAAAAAAGGCCCCUACAGGUCACCUAAAAGUUUUCCUUGUAGAGGUAAAGUUUAUGUGGUUUUGAUAUGGUUUUAGGGUCUGAACCAUAAAGUCCAACUGGUCCCUCUAGGGGUCUCAAAGUGCUCCCUAGAGAGACGAAGUUUAGGUGGUACCGAUAGGGGUUUAGGGUAUGACCCAAAAAAUUUAAGUGGUCCCUCUAGGGCUUUAAAAGUUGUCCCUUUAGAGGUUUAGGGUCUGAUCCCUGUGCCUCUUAAUCUGAAGUGGUCCCUAUAGGGAUCUUAUUCCGUGUAUUUUCUUCACUGAUUCCGUGUAUUUUCUUCACUCGAAGUGGUAGCUCUCUCAGUCGGCCGAGGCUACCCUAGAGUGUACACGGCGUCCGUGCCCGAGCCCCACCAUCACCGCCGUGCCCGUACAAGCGAAAAUGAGGGAUCUCUUUGUGGAAGAACGAGGCGAAGGACCGUAAGACCAUGCUUUCAAAUCAUUCGACUACACGUUUUGACUUCUUUUUCGCCAAAGGCGGUGUUAGUGCCGCUCAAAAGAGCAAUUUUUUCACCGCCUAGUCGAUACCAUCUGACUAAAACAACCAAUAAAUAUUGUAUUGUAUUAUGGCUUUUUUGUACAGAUUCAAAAACUAAAAAGAAGAAGGUUUAAUAAAAAUUGAUAAUAAGUUCCCUGUUGAUAUUUUUCAUUACAAAAAAAACCAAUUUAUAAAGUUUUUUUCAUUGAAGUUCUUCCUCCAUAGGUUCAUAAAAAAAGAAAUGAAAGCUUGCUUCCCUAUAGAGGCCACUUUUGCAAGCUUUACUCGCCCCUAUGAGGCGAGGAAAAGUGUUCCCUAAAAGGGAACCUUAAGGGGCUUCUAGGAGUGACCCUAUAGGGACCUCUCUGGCGCUCCUAAGUUUGUUGGAGUCGCAAAAACCAAUUUUUUUAAUAGUUCAAGCACCGCGAGCUUUAGAAUUUUUCAAAUCGGGGUUUCUAUAUGAUUUACAAAACGCGGUAAAUGUAGUGUGUAUUGAAGCUGAAAAUCGCUCUUAAUUUUAAUUUUUCAGAUGGUUUAUGGAAGGAAAGAAGAAUGGAGUAAUCUUGAGCGAUUGGCGCUUCUCAAUACGUAUUUCGCUGAGGUUGAUUGGUAAGUUUUAGAUGUUCAAAUUUGAAUUUUUUGUAUUGUUUCAUUCAUGUUAGGCUUUGAAAAUGAAGAGGAAUUUUCAAUAGGUGGGAAAACCCAAGGAAGAAACUUGAAUUUAUUAAAAAGGAAGAUAUUUAGUUUGGUUAUUUAAUGUGCCUUCUCAUUUUUUAUGGUAUCGAUUACCAGUAUUUCUAGAAAGAAAGGAAAGAGUUUUAUUGUGUACCCUACGGUUUAGAUGUGUUGUUGAUAUCACUUUGUCAUAAUUAAUUGAGGAUUAAUUGAGCUUUUUUUCUUGUUCUUACAAGUUUCAGACUGCUUUAAUGGAAAUUUCUACCAAACUUUUUUAUAUAGCAUUUCUGAAACUUAUUUUUUUACAAAGUAUUUCAUGAUUAUAAUUUUUCCUUUUUAAAGGCGGACAGUUAAUAUCAAGGAAAUUGUCUGGAAGUAAAGUAGAUAUAAAAAAAUGGAAUGAGAAAAAGCAGAAAAAUUUGAGAUGAUGGGUUAUAUUCGAAAAAAAGCGAUAUUCGAAAAAAAAAAUUGGAAGAUAUUUUUGAGUAUUCUCCUUCUAAUAAAAGAAAAGUGUGAGGUUAAUAUUGCAAGUAUUUCUGAGAAUGAGGGCUUGAAAACUGAAAAAAUAAUCUUAUAACUAACUAAGUGAGCGCUUUAGUUUACUGAGGAACAGCCUUUUGAAAAUGAAUGCAAAACUCUAAAAAAACUGAUAUUUUUUCGGAUUUCUGUUUCUCUUGAAUAACUGCUGUAACUCACAACAUCAUAAGAAACGGGAGAAAUAAACGUUUUUCUCGAAAAAUCUGCAAAAAAUAAGUUUUUAAAACUUUUCGUAAACUCUGGCGGGCUGUUUCUCAGUGCCCUAACACGAGAAGUCCUUUUACUUUGCGGUUUGAAAUUUUUACAAAUUUUCUCUAACAUUCUCUGAAUGGGUAUGAUGAUCUCUCAAAUUAGCUACCGGCGUAAACUUCUAGUUUUUAAGAUAAUCAGUUUUUAAGGUUGAAAAGUUAGGCCCAAAAUCCAUUUGUCGCAACUUUGAUGAAUCAUAUCUCAAAAACUAGAAGUUUGCACAGCUAGCGACUAUGAGGGAUCUUCAAUGAGUAUUUGAGUAAAUUUGUAGAAAAUUCCAAACCGCAACGUAUAAUUUUAUGAGUACUCAUAAUCUUGGAUUUGUCUACCAUAGACUUUUGGAUCAGCUAUCGAAAACUCCGUUGUAAAGAUCAGUUUUCAAGGGAACGGAGAGCAGCAGCGAUGGCCAAGAAAUACGCGGCGAAGAGAUCGGCUGGAUUCUUUUCACCCAAGGUCCGAUAUUCAUCCAAUAAGCAUCAAUCUAAUUGAUUGUCGGUUCAGAACUGUCACCUGGAGUUUGACCGGAUCCUUUCCACGCCUUACCCCGGUCACGAACCUUCAACUUCUGGACAAUUUUCCUACAGUCAUAAGGUGAGAGGAGAGAAGUUCUAGACGAAGAAGUCGAAGAGUUCAAGUUUUUUUCUUUCUUUAGCUUUUAAAGAUUCUUUGUGAAGUUUUCGGCGGAAUGAAAAUAUAUCAAUCAAUCAGUCUAAAAAGAAAUUUUAAACCAAUUUUGUUGAAAAUCAGAAGUAAACGAUUGUGCCAUUUGAAUCUAGCGAUCAUUAGGAAAAAACAGGUUUUUUAACAUCUUCAAAUAAAAAGAGAUUUUUUUUUUCUAAGGUUCCUCAAUGACGCUUUCAAAGGUUAGAUAGUAAAGAAGUCAAUGUACUUUUCGUCGAUUGUUUUAAAAAAAAUAUUUCUGGUUUUUUAAGAUCUUCUAUCACGGGUAUGCAAGAUCUGAGGUAUAGCCCGUUUUUCUAAAACCUAAAUGGGUGGGACUUCUCUGCGCCCUCCUCUUCACUCGGCGACCCUCUGAUUUUAAAGUGCUAUUUCCAUGUUUCUCUGCCCUCGUCGGUGAGGGAACAGAGAGACGCAGACAUGCAAAAACUUUCAAGUCGCGGCGGACGAACUAUAUAAGAUGAUUUUUCCAGGUGAUCAUCGACGGCUGGAGAACGCACUACCGGAAGGUCAUCGACGAGGAAAUCGACCGGAAAAACGAGGAGGCGAUGAUCGAAGUCCGGCGGCUGACGGCCAUCAUCGAAAGAAUCAUGAACAAUCAGAUGAGCGUCCCAGAGAUGGAGCAGAUGCUCGCCGAGUUGAAGCUCGAAGAUGCCGAGGUUUUCUUUUGAAAGUCUCGUUACUUUUUUAAAGUGAGGAAACCACAGUAUACAGGACUUUUCUGCGCGCAUCGCUCCAAGACCUGCGCGUUUUGCGCUAAUACCUGCAAACUACUGGUAAAAGCUAAAGUGGGACUCUAUAGGGCGAAAAUGGAGAUAUACUAAAGGAGUUUUGCCCUAAAUGGCCAUUUAGGGCAAACUAAGGGAAGUUUGCAGAAAGUAGCAAGGGAAAAGAGAAUUUUCGUUUUUUGAGAUUUUUAACCUUUUCAACGCAUGUAAAAUUGAAUUUCUACAAACGACAAAGGUAUUUGAAAGGGCCUCCAAAUUUUUCCCUUUACGGCCCACUUCAGCUUUUCCCAGUAAAGAUAUAACACCCCGGGGCGAUUUGAACACCUUGUUUUCCCUGACACGCAAAGUUUAAAAUGAGUUGAAACGGAGGAUAUGAGUGAAAAAAUAGAAGGAAAGUAGCUCUAUUGACAAUGUGAGGCGCCUCUUCUAAUCAGCAGUCCUAUUAUACGGCAUUUUGGCCAGAAAAAAAACCUAGACAAGUGGAAUAGGCUAUAGGGAUGUGCUCAGUGGACGCGGUAUGCAGAGCCGGUUUUUCAAAUACUCAAAUCGCAUUUUCCUGUUUUGAAACGCUGUGAUUGGUUUGGAACCUUUUCGGAUUCCAGAAAAGCAAGGAUCCACAAUGGUGCCGUGUCGUCAGCGCCUACUACAACCGGAUGAAUGAGGUCUUCCGGCUGAGGGAUCAAGUAAGGGAUUUGUUUUGAUUUUAACGAUGCCUUUAGUUUUACACUGAGAUCGUUACUUUUGGAGAAAGUUUAAAAUAUUUGCUCCUAUAGUUCCUUUUUUGCGACUUCUCUGUGCCCAUCUCGUCUCUCGACGAUCCCCCUUAUGUUUAUGUGCUAUCUUCAUGUUUCUCUGACCUGGCCGGCGAGGGAACAGGGAGACGCAAACACGCUGACGGAAUAUAUGACGCUUCAAAGUUCAUAAAUUGUAGAAAAGAGCAUGCAGAAUUUGAAUUGUAGAAAAGAGGAAUGCAAAAUUAGAAAAACAUGAAAAACUGAACAGGAGAAAGUUGGUUCCGUAGGAGCCCAAAAACGAAAAAAAUAUUUUUUUUUUUUGAAGUGUUUACCUCAUUUGCCACGACUCGAAUGUUUGAGUUGACCGGCUAAAAAACAAAAAAAGAGCUUAAUGUGAUUUUUUCAGCAAGGUACGUCAGCCCAACCAAUGAAAGCGCCCGAGUUGCCGCCGACGAAAAUCUUGGAAACGGCGCCGAUCGGUGCGUCGACAGCCUUCCGCUCGCCGUCGCCGUCUGCACCGUUCGCGACUUCUUCUUGAUGUUUCGACUCAUCCGGCUCUUUUCCAGAGCUUCUCCGAUUCGCUCGCCGGUGCACUCGCCGAUUCGUCGCGUGUCGGACGCUCUGCGCGACGCGGUUCCCUUGGUCGUCGAGUCGCCGAAAUCGAUGUCGCCUCGAAAAGAGCCGCCGGUUCAGGAGGAGAAGACUCCCGCCGUCGCCGUGAAGGCCGCAAAAAAUGUACUUUUUCUCUUUAGUUUUAUGGGAGUUUUAUAGAAAGAAGACUUCUGAAGGGCUAGAAAAAAGGAAAAGUCAAUAAGUAUAGUUAAAAAACGGGUUUCUUCAAGCCACAUGAAAAGGUAAAGUUCUAGUUCUAGUGAAAAUUCCGCUCAAUGAAACUUAAAAUCGAAGGUAUUUUUAAAAUUAGGACGUUAGGGUUUAGAAAAAUAAUGAAUAAGGCUGAUAAAAUUCAUCUCGCCUAUGCAGAAUAUUUUCAAAGGCCGCCAACUUUUCUUUCCUAGUCUUCCUUAAAGUCAGUUCUGCCUCCUGAGGUUAGAAGUUGUUUUGAAGUCGAACCUCGCUCUCUGAAGUUAAAAAGGCUUUUUUUCGAAGUUAAGUUGGUCAAUCGCUAACCCUAAACAAAUUGAGAAUACUCCAAAAUCACUCGUGCUCAUAUCUAUUUUUUCAAUCCCAGAAGCCUGAAGCGAAAAAUGAGAAGCCGGAAGAAGAUUUGGACGAUUCGAAGACGGUUGAGACGCCACGUGGUCGCGGAAGGCCUCCGCGAACCCUUUCCAAGCUCUCAAUGACCCCAGUUGUCGCAGCGAAGCAAGAAGUCGAAAAAACCCCCGAACCUCAGACGGUCGCCGGCGGCAAGGCCAAGAAGAACGUCUCGAUCGAAAUCAAGGAAUCUCCGGAGACGUGAGCUUCUGAGAAAGAAAAAUGAAUAUAGAAAUUGGUUUUUCAGCACUCAAAAACGCUCGAAACGUCCUUCCAACAGCCUUCCUCCACCCGCAGUUCCAUCGGCUGGCGGAAAGAGUAGAAGAUCCCGUGGCCCGACGCCCGUCGUCAAAGAAGAGGAGGAAGACAUCAAGAACGUCGAACUCGAGAAGACGUCAAGCAGGGGCAAGUCUGUGGCAAAGUCCGAGGCGUCGACGGUUUCCGUCGCGGCGACGCCAGUCCCGCCGCCGAGCAGCGAGCCCCGAACCGUCGAAGUCCAGACCAACAUCACUAUUCGCAGCAAUCAUACCUUCUCUCCGCCCAGCGGUCGAAGGUCCGCGGGGACUCCGUCGGUGGUGAGUUUGGGGAUAGUGAACGAAAAUUUUUGAGGUGUUUGAAUAAUAGUAAACUCUUUAAGACAUUUGUCUUGAAGCCCUGAAACACUGGCCUUUCUCGAUUAUAUUUCAUUUCCUACCGGCCUCAAUUUCCCUUUUUGGCAAGUACUUUCACAGAAGUGGAAAAGUUAUCCGUCAAGCUAAUCGAGAAUAGAUUAUGAACCCUCCAACCGCAACGCAACCGCUCGCGCUUCUAGUCAUUCCAAAUGCGACUAUCAGUUUCCAAGUUAUUGCCAAUUGAUAGCGCUUCUUGACUAUAUAGUUCAUUCACUACCGGCAUAAUUCUCGAGACAUUUUCUGGAAAAUACUGUGACCAAAAGUUUGGUUCUAACGUUUUUCCUCAAGCUAGUUGUCAAUAGAGUAUGAACCAACCAACCGCAACGCAACCGCUUGCGCUUCUAACCAUUCCAAGUGCGACCGUCAAUUUUCAAGUUGGACGGCGUUUUUUUUUAACAUAGUUCAUUCGAACUACUGCCCCAAUUCUCAAAGGCAGGUUUUCGGCGAAUACUGUGACAGAAAGGGAGGUUUCGACGUUUUUCCUCGAGUUAGUUGUGAAUGGAGUUUGAACCCUUUAACCGCUCGCUCGCGCUUUUAGCCAUUCUAAAUGCGACCAUCAGUUUCCGAGUAGUUGCCAAUUACCGUCACUUCUUUACUGUAGCUCAUCCACCAUCAAAGCCGAUUGCGAAUAGAUUUUGAACCCUCUAACUGCCACGCAACCGCUCGCGCUUCCAGCCAUUCCAAACGCGACCAUUCGUUUCUAAGUAGUCGCCAACUGAGUACUGUUAUUGAGUAACCCUCUUUUUUCUGCCAUUUCUUCCUGAGCCAAGUUUUCUAGGCUCUCCGGAAGAGCUCCCGCCGCUCGGAGACUCGUGCUUCGAUGGCUCCUCCCCCAACUCCGCCCUCCUCCAGCUCCAGUUCCACUCACAACACGAUAGCUUGCCAAACUGGACGUGUGGAGUUUGAUCGGGAUGAUACGGUUCGAAAAACAUAAUCUAAAAGCUCUAAAAAGUCCUAUAUAGGUGAUUGUGAACUAUGAAAGUCAGCCGAAACUGGUCGCACCUGUCGUGGAGCUCGAGAAACGAGGCAAAGCCAAGAAGGACGACAGAGACAGGAACAACGAUAGUGACAUGGUUUUCGAUUCUUUUCGUGCUGAAUAAUUUUCGGAUUUUUCAAGCUCAGCGAAGAUUUCGAAGAGGAGGAAGAAUCGAACCGACGCUUGAAGUCGGAUGGAAAAAGAGACAUAACUCUGGUCAUCGAGACCGACGCGGCUACCGGCCAGGGUACGGUAGUUUUUGUAUUUUUUGGUAUUUAGGUGUAAAUUAAUGGUUAUUGUAGAUUUUUUUUUUCUUGUUUUUUUAGAUAUAUAUACAGUUUUCUUUUUCAAAAAUCAUUAUUUCCAGCUAUACUUGCGAAUAACAAGACCUACAAAUUGAUGGACACGGCCUCGAGCAAUGCUGGCGAGUCACCGAGUAAGAGGACUCGGAAGGAUGAGAAGCAGAAAGAGGAAAUGACCAACCUCAAGGUAAAAGAACCUCAGAAUGGCGUUAGAACUUUCAAGUGAUCAUUAGAAAUGCUCAUAAACCGGUCAGAACUCUUAAGGUAUCGCUAAAAGAGCUCAUAACUCUGGAGUGAUCACUAGAAGUGAAAAAGGAGCCAGAACUCUUAAAGGGAGACUAGAAAAACGCCAGAACUCUUAAGGGAUCACUAGAAAUGCUUUCAUUGGCGUAAGAAGUCUUAAGAGAUGACUAGAAAGGCUCAUAACUCUAGAGUGAUAAAUAGAAGUGAGAAAGGAGCCAGAACUCUCAAGGGGUCACUAGAAUUGCUCAAAAAAGUCUAGGGUGGGUUAUUGAUAGAAGCAAAAAAAAAUUUACAGUACCAGUUCAACAACAUGUGCAGAGCGUUGACUGAACACAAGCACUCGGGAAUAUUUUCCCAUCCGGUACAGGAGAAAGACGCGCCCGGCUACACAUCCGCCAUUCAUAGGUAUUUUAUAACUCAUAUUCAAAAAAAAAGUAAUAUUGUUCAGAAGAAUGGACUUGCAAACACUCCGACGCGAAGUAGAGGGCAAUAUCAUCACGUCGCGGACCCAGUUCCUUAUCAAGUUGGUAGUUUAUUGGGAUUUUCAAGAGGUCACUUAAGGGUGAAGCUUCUGAGAGGCCUCUUGAACAAUAGUUUUUGAAAAAAAAAAUUCAAGCAUAAUUUCUGAUCCCCAAAGUCACUCAGAUGCUUUUAAAAGUUCAAUUUUCAUGAAACUGAAGUGGUCACUUGAGGAGAGAGUUGAGAGGCCACUUGAAUGAUAACAUUUGAAAAAUUUCACUUACCAGCUCUUUCUGGAAAAAAUUUUGUGUCACAUGUCAUUGAGUUAUUUGAUUUUCACCUCUUAAGUUGUCACUCAGGUGCUUUGCAAGUGAAUCUCAAGAGACCACUGAAGGUAAAUCAAAGAAUCCAAGACGGAAAGUUGACUCUGAAGGGGUAUUUCACAUAAGAAUGAACCCCAGAUUUUUCUCAAAACUUAAAUAUAGACUUCAUAUCCGAAUAGUUUCCUUCCCCGCCUUCAUUUUCACCUUGAAGGACGUACACGAUGUUCGCGAACGCGGUGAUGUUCAACAGCACGGGCCACGACGUGAACACGUACGCCAAGACGAUGGUGCAGGACGUCAUGCCGGAGAUCAACGGCAUGGUGAGUUUUCCACGGUGUUCCUUCCCUCCUUGUGAUGUUGUUGGAUUGUUUCGGCAUGAUCUCUGCACUUUUGGGCUUCGAAUCAAGUUGGUUGGGUGGAAGUUAUAGGGAUCAUCAUCAUCAUCAUUUGGUGGUAUGAAAAAAACACCGGCGAAAAUUCAAACGGCGACUUUUCCGAUUUUUUCAUAUCGCUAGGGAACUUUCCGACGGCCACCUUUCCGACGAAACUUUUUCCGACUUUUUUUUCUCGAUAAACUCUUCGUUUUACAUCUUCCUAUAUAAAAUAGGUAGUUUGUUCAUAAUUAAAACACAAAGAAAUAGGAAAAAAAUGUUCAUAGAUGUUUUAUAAACCGAAAAGCAUAAGGGAAAAAAGUCGGAAAAAGUUUCGUCGGAAAGGUGGCCGUCGGAAAGUUCCCUAGCGAAAGGAAAAAAUCGGAAAAGUCGCCGUUUGAAUUUUCGCCGGUGUUUUUUUCAUACCACCCAUCAUUUAUUCAAUACGAAUAAUUUUAACACCUUCCUGAUUUAAAGUUCUGAAGAUUUGCACUUUCAAGAAGGGUGUUGGAAAAGAUCGAGUUGAUUUUACUCAUUAUUGAAAGAAUGUGAGAACUUCUAGUUAAAGGCCAUGGGAGUUAUUAACUCCAUUUCGGGAGAUCAUGAUUAGAAGCUUUGAAAAGUUCGUUCUUUCAAGGAGGAUUUUGAAAAAUUGUGGAGGACUUUUUUUCAUCAAUGAAACAGUUCGCUAAAAAUACAGGUCUUAGAAAACAAACUUUUUCUAUAUUCUUUCUCAAAUUUUUUCUCAAUGUUUUUUGAUGGCAAGGGACUACUGGGGCAUCUUCCAGGAAACUCUUCGUUUUCCGAAAUUUAUUGCAAAAUCACUUCAAACACCUUAAUAUGGGAAAUUGGAAAAGGCUUCAAAGUACUCUAUCAAAUUUUCCAUUAAGAUGUCAAUUCACCAUUUAUCUUUUUUUUGGGGAUAAUUUGGAAAGCGAAGGUUCCAAAUUGCUAUGAGCAGAUGUCCUAUAUUGGUUAGAUUUUUUGGAAAAAAAAAGAAAAGGUUUUAAUAAACAGCAGAAAGUUAUGUUUCUCAGAAAGCCGUCUUUUUUUUCACGAGAAGAAGAAGUCCUCGUCUGUUUUAAUUUUAUUUAUGGUUCACGUUCAAAAAUUCUAUUUUCAAUGCACUUAACAUUACUAGCACGAUAUAUUCUGUUCAAAAAUGAUUUCUGUGACUCGAAAAGGAGCAUCGACUGAUUUCCCGAAACGUCUUGAGGCGAAGAGUCGCUUUCAGGUCACUCCCCCUCUAAAUAUUGACGGUUUUUAACUUCAUACAAGAAACCACUACAACGCUCACUUCCGUUUCAUUUUCUGUAUUCCACUUCAGAUUCUCACCAGCACCGUAUCCUAAUCGAAAACCCUUUUUUUGUUUGUUCGUCUCCUUUUUGUGUCCUUUUGUGCUCCUCCCACUAUUCUCUAUCAAUUUUCAGUGUUUGUUUAAACCGCCGGCGAUUUUGCAGAGCUCCGAUGAACGCCGGCCGGGCCACAGCCGCAGGAGCAAGAUCAACGAAGAGGUUUGGAAGAUUUCAGAAAAUUUUCUCGAAAAACUCAAAUGUGGGAUCGAUAAUAAAAAUGAAUCUCGACAGCUGCGGAAUGUGGUGCGCGAGAGAGCCGUCGAACCUCUGCCCAUCGUCAACCUGGGCGAACCCGGAGAGUUCCGGACGAUGUACGGCCGGAGGGACUCCAAAAACCGCAGAAGGGUCGCCUACGUCCCUGAGUCUACGACUAAUUGA
Molecule: messenger RNA, 14770 nt
Organism: Caenorhabditis auriculariae
Lineage: Eukaryota; Metazoa; Nematoda; Chromadorea; Rhabditida; Rhabditidae
Source: the annotation of a GenBank genome assembly